This is a messenger RNA of Gossypium arboreum, 787 nucleotides long. RefSeq names its product nuclear transcription factor Y subunit B-3-like. Gene Ontology annotation, biological process: regulation of transcription by RNA polymerase II. Gene Ontology annotation, molecular function: DNA-binding transcription activator activity, RNA polymerase II-specific; RNA polymerase II cis-regulatory region sequence-specific DNA binding; protein heterodimerization activity. The transcript has a single exon. Bases 158 to 787 code for a protein of 209 amino acids. The record is from RefSeq and is a predicted model, not a curated record. Gene Ontology annotation, cellular component: nucleus; CCAAT-binding factor complex. NCBI's taxonomy places the organism in Eukaryota, Viridiplantae, Streptophyta, Magnoliopsida, Malvales, Malvaceae.
UCAACAGCCUACUUUUAUGCAAAUGUUUCCAUCUAUUUUCAUCCAAAAUAAAAAUACCAAAACAUCUCAUGCUUCUAUCAAAUUAUUGUCUCUUAAUAAUUUUUUAAUCUUUGCUAGAGAUAUUAAUCACUUAGAAAAAUAAAAAGGAGAGAAAGAAAUGGAAGAUGAAAUUAAGCAUGGAAACGUGACACAUGUGCCUAACAAAGGAAGCCCCGAAAGCCCACAUGUAACAUGUUGUGAUAGCAAUAACAAUAACAACAACAACAAUCAGAACAACAAUAAUAAAGAACAAGAUCGUUUCCUUCCCAUAGCAAACGUAAGCCGGAUUCUGAAAAAAGUUAUACCAAGCAAUGGUAAGAUCUCCAAAGACGCGAAAGAAACGAUUCAAGAAUGCGUGUCGGAAUUCAUCAGCUUCGUGACGGGAGAGGCAUCGGACAAAUGCCAAAGAGAGAAAAGGAAGACCAUCAAUGGAGAUGAUAUCAUAUGGGCAAUCACCACAUUAGGGUUUGAGGAAUACGUAGGACCCUUGAAAUUGUACUUAAGCAAAUAUAGAGAGAUGGAAGGGGAGAAGCUUAUUUUCCCAAAGCAACAAAGAUCGGACCAAAGGCGACAACAUUCGGAAUAUGAACAAAAUAUAGUUUUCAACAACAAUAACAAUAUUAAUAUUAAUACUAAUAGUAACAACAAUGUAUAUUCUUCAAUAAAUGUUUACCCUUCUUUUGUUCCUUCGGAUCAACCAUUUUCCUUGCCUUUCUCCUCCAAUUCCUUUCAAAAGCAAUUACAGUAG